AUGGGCUGCAAUAAUAGCAAACUCAAGACUCUUGGUGUUGCCACGGGAAGUAAAGGGGCGGAUGAGUUUUACGUACUAGCAACCACCGAAGGGCACCCCGUCGCGCAGAAGUUGUUGGAGGAGUGGGUCCUGUUUGUAGAUGCUCAGGUGCGGCGCAAUGCAGGGGACUCUUCUGCAGCACAGGCUUACGAGACACGUCUCAAAGAGGUCUGGGCUGAUACCGGAAGUUGCCCAGUGACACACCGCUCCGUCGACUAUGUUGGGAAGACGUUUCUCGAAUACAUUAAGCAAGAUUUGUCUCAUCGAGGGUGGGGUGGAAACUUCGACUACAAGGUAGCCGGGGUAGUGACGCAGGGAUUCUUGAAGACGACCGCCAAUAUUGACACGGCAAUCAGCGAAACCCCUGAAGAGGUCCAAUGGGAAAUCAAGAUCCACUACGAUAGUUCUGGGGUGUCCUAG
Messenger RNA from Leishmania braziliensis MHOM/BR/75/M2904, 459 nucleotides. RefSeq lists its product as hypothetical. NCBI's taxonomy places the organism in Eukaryota, Euglenozoa, Kinetoplastea, Trypanosomatida, Trypanosomatidae. The record is from RefSeq and is a predicted model, not a curated record. The transcript has a single exon. The coding region runs from base 1 to 459 and encodes 152 amino acids.